Molecule: messenger RNA, 633 nt
Organism: Neogale vison (American mink)
Lineage: Eukaryota; Metazoa; Chordata; Mammalia; Carnivora; Mustelidae
Gene: PTTG1IP2
Product: PTTG1IP family member 2
Exons: 5
Coding region: 88-633 (181 amino acids)
Biological process (GO): protein import into nucleus
Cellular component (GO): cytoplasm; nucleus
Source: RefSeq, a predicted model, not a curated record
CGUCGGGGUCUGCCUGUCCAACCUCAUACCUGCUGCCCACUGCCAUCCAACUGGCCUGGAACUGGCAGAACCCAGGCUGGAGGAACGAUGUGCUGGCUGCGGGCAUGGGGCCAAAUCUUCUUGCCAGUUUUCCUUUCCCUCUUUUUCAUUCAACUGCUUAUCAGCUUCUCUGAGGAUCAUUUUUCCCACAUCUCCAGACAGAGGGGAAAACAGAGAUCAAAGUCUCUGGAUGAUGCAUGUACUAUAAAGAAAAAUUGUCAAUUAUGCACAGAAGAUAAGAAAUGUUUUUGGUGCAGUGAAGAAAGCACUUGCAAAAAAAUGUGUUUUCCAAAUUUCGGGUGUCAAUUCAGUUCUGUAUAUUGGGCAAACUGUAGAGUUGACAUGUUUGGAUUCCUGAUGAUUCUACUCAUCAUAAUAUUAAUUACAGCAUUCGUUUGGUAUUUCUGCAUCUGUCAGUAUGUUCAUUUUCUUCUUAGUAAGAACGCACUUGGGGAUAAUAUCACUGAAGAGAAUGUUAAGCUAAUUAUCAGGAAGGGCCCCCAUGUUGCCUCAGCUGUUAUGCGCAAAGUCCAGGAAUAUUUAAUGCCUGUGGAGGAAUCUGUUGAUGAGGCCACAAAGUCUGGUCAGGCUUAG